Telopea speciosissima is the source of this 1671-nucleotide messenger RNA. RefSeq names its product BOI-related E3 ubiquitin-protein ligase 1-like. The coding region runs from base 525 to 1571 and encodes 348 amino acids. Gene Ontology annotation, molecular function: ubiquitin-protein transferase activity. NCBI's taxonomy places the organism in Eukaryota, Viridiplantae, Streptophyta, Magnoliopsida, Proteales, Proteaceae. The transcript is spliced from 4 exons. The record is from RefSeq and is a predicted model, not a curated record.
AGAUAAAGCCAACCACGCAAGAGAAGAAGAAGCAAAGGAGGGGGAGGAGAAUAAGCCAACAAGAUGUCUUACUUGGACUGAUUCUUAUAGAGAUCGCAUCUCUCUCUCUCUUUCUUUCGCAAUGUGUGGGUGAGAGAGGCAACAAAGCAAGAAAAACAAGGCAGGCAAGGCAAACAAAGAAAGUUGGUGAAAACAAAGUGGAGAAGAGAGGAAGACGUUCGUUCGUUCUCUCUCUUUUUCAGAUUUUCGUCCCAUUAUUAUUAUUUCGAUUCCCUUCUCUCUCUCUCUCUCUUUCUCUUUCUUCAUCACCUCUCUUUAUCUUUCCUGUCUCAUUUCUUCAUUCAUUGAAGAGUCCGCCUUGGUUCGUGGCUUCUCUUUCUCUCAUGCUCCUGGUGUGUGCACGUUAAUUAACCUGCCCCCACAUCUCUCCAUAUACCUUCACUGCCACCCUUUUCCCCUUCUCUUUAAUAAAUACCUCUCUAUCUUCUUCUUCUUCUUCUUCCUUCAUUACCUUCUACAAUACAAUGGCUGUUCAAGCUCAAUACCCAUCUAAUGUUUUACUUCUAAACAGAUAUUUUUUUUCUUCCAGAAACGGGCAGGAUCAGAAGAACUUGCUUGGGAGCGAUUAUAUCUUGCAGCCCCAACUGGGUGGAUACCUUGAUCAAUCCCAUAUGUUUUUCAACAAUGGAGUUGGUGCUAACCCACGGAAGAGGGGCCGAGAAACUGUUCCUCAUGCGGCAGCUACAGCACCAAUCAAUCUAUUCUCUCUGCAAUCUCAGCCUCAACCGACGCUUGUAAAUGUCUCUCAACUCCAUAGCCAACAACCCAACAUCGUCUCCACUGGCCUCCGUUUAUCUUUCGGAGAACAACAACAACAGCAGCAGCAACAACAGCUACAACGACAACAACAACAACAACAGCAGCAGCAGCAGCAGCAGAGUUGCUUCCCUUCAUCUUACAGUACUCUUGCAUCCUUCUUAUCAGAGGAGCUUGCCCCCCAGAUUAAACAACAGAGAGACGAAAUCGAGCAAUUCAUUCAAGCCCAGGGUGAACAACUAAGGCGUACAUUAGCAGAAAGACGACAGAGGCAUUACCGUGCGCUACUGGGCGCAGCAGAAGAAUCGGCAUCAAGGCGACUGAGAGAGAAAGACGCAGAGGUUGAAAAAGCAGUACGCUUAAACACCGAGUUGGAACAACGAGUCGCACAACUCAGAGUCGAGGCUCAGGUUUGGGAAGCCAAGGCGAGAGCACAAGAGGCCACGGCGGCGACGCUACAGGCACAGCUACAACAGGCUAUGAUGGGAGGAGUGGCAGACAAUAGGGCGGAGGACGCCGAGUCUGGUGGUGGUUGUGAAGGGCAAGCGGAAGACGCUGAGUCAGCUCACAUUGACCCGGACCGAGUGGUGGAGUCAAGUGGACCGAUGUGUAAAGCGUGUUGGAAACGAGCAGCCUCGGUGGUGCUGAUACCGUGUAGGCAUCUCUGCGUGUGUACGGGCUGUGGUUCCGCGGUGGAUGCCUGUCCUCUCUGUUAUUGUCCUCGAAGUGACAGCGUUGAAGUUUUCCUCUCCUAAACCCCUAUGGGACCAAACCCAGGCUCAGGCUCAGGCCCAUGCCCAGUACAGAGAAAACCAAAAAAGAAAAAUAGAUUAAUUAAAAUAAAAAAAUUUUAAA